This is a messenger RNA of Odobenus rosmarus divergens (Pacific walrus), 787 nucleotides long. RefSeq names its product transmembrane protein 98 (gene TMEM98). Bases 102 to 782 code for a protein of 226 amino acids. Gene Ontology annotation, cellular component: endoplasmic reticulum. Lineage: Eukaryota; Metazoa; Chordata; Mammalia; Carnivora; Odobenidae. The record is from RefSeq and is a predicted model, not a curated record. The transcript has 7 exons.
CGGGCGGCCGGAGCGCCCCCGGGGAUGCGUCCUGAGGCCGCGGCCUGAGAUUUAGCCCACGCUGGGGAUGUGACGGGGACAGAGGGAGCCCCCCCAGCAGCAUGGAGACUGUGGUGAUUGUUGCGAUAGGCGUGCUGGCCACCAUCUUCCUGGCCUCAUUUGCAGCCUUGGUGAUGGUGUGCAGGCAGCGUUAUUGCCGGCCUCGAGACCUGUUGCAGCACUACGAUUCCAAGCCCAUUGUGGACCUCAUUGGCGCCAUGGAGACCCAGUCGGAGCCGUCUGAGCUAGAACUGGACGAUGUGGUCAUCACCAACCCCCACAUCGAGGCCAUCCUGGAGAACGAAGACUGGAUUGAAGAUGCCUCGGGUCUCAUGUCCCAUUGCAUUGCCAUCUUGAAGAUUUGUCACACUCUGACAGAAAAACUUGUUGCCAUGACAAUGGGCUCCGGGGCCAAGAUGAAGACCUCAGCCAGUGUCAGUGACAUCAUCGUGGUGGCCAAGCGGAUCAGCCCCAGAGUGGACGAUGUGGUGAGAUCGAUGUACCCUCCGUUGGACCCCAAGCUCCUGGAUGCCCGGACAACUGCCCUGCUCCUGUCGGUCAGUCAUCUGGUGCUGGUGACCAGGAAUGCCUGCCACCUGACCGGGGGCCUGGAUUGGAUUGACCAGUCACUGUCAGCUGCUGAGGAACACUUGGAAGUCCUUCGAGAAGCAGCCUUGGCUUCUGAGACAGACAAAGGCCUUCCAGGCCCUGAAGGUUUCCUGCAGGAGCAGUCGGCCAUUUAGUGCGU